AUGGACGAUUUAAAGUUCCAUACACAUUCACACGAAAAUGGAUUUGAAAAUAGAAGAGAUAUGACAGAUACCCAGGAAGAACGAGAUCCAAAUUUCGUUUCGAAUGGUCGCAUCGAAGAGGAAAUCUUCCACACUCUACACAUUUACGGCAUCAACACAGAUGGGAUGCGAAGCCUUUUCAAGAACGAUGUGCUACAAUUCUCCAAAACCAUAGUCGAACGAUACUAUAAUGCUCUCAAGCCUUCUACAACUCUCCGCGAAGAAACUGUCUUUGUAGAAGAAGGUGAAGUGGAUCAGAAACGAAAAGAACUGUGCUCAACAGAGGCAUCGGAUUCCAAUGUUGAUGUUGUAAAUGGCUCCGUAUCCUCCAGCGUGGAGGAUUAUUCUUCUGCCGGCACACACAAGGAAAAGAAACGGAGAACGGAGAAAAAUAUAGAAGAUCCUCAUGGAGAAAUUAAGAAUAUUGAGCAGAAUACGAGUGAUAAACUUGGUGUAGCAGUUGAAUGUGAUGGAAAAUUGCAUAUUUCCGAUUUGGAUGAAGGUGAUGCCAAAAGCAUUUCUACCACAAUAUAUGAUGAAACACAUACAUUCUCGCCUUCAAACUGGGAGCAUUGUGAUUUUGAUGCCGCUACAGAAGGUAUAAAUGACUCAGAUUCUCUGGAGAUUUGUCAUGAAUAUGAGCACCCUUCUCACAAAGAAGGGGAUAUGGAUCGUAUCUAUAAAAGCAUAAACAAUGUAACAUAUUUUCAUAGCAACAUAAACCAUUUGCCAAAGUUGUUCAUCCUUAAAGAUGCUACGAUUGAAGACUUGGAUAAAUUAAACCUUGCAGUAGACGAUUUUUUCAAUAAAGAAAAUGAUGUAUUGCAUACAUUAUAUGUUGCAAAUGUAUGCUUAUACAACAACGUAUCAGUGUCCAAUUCUGUUCUUAUAGAAAAGAUGCUUAACCAUUUGAAACGCGUAAAUCUGGUAGAUCCUUUGGAUGAUUCAAAAAUUAGAAACCUAUAUUCUACUACUUUGGAUAGGCUUAUGUCAAUUAUAGACAAACUUCCCAUUUUAGGGUCUAUAAAAUAUUUGGAUAGUCUACUCUUCGUUUUCUACAAUUGUAAAUGUAUUAAAGAUGAAAUUUGGCCUAAAAUGCUAAAAAUUAUUAUGCUGAUAGUAAACCGGUGUGAGAUGCAAAAUUCUAAGGACAUUCUAUUUGGUAUUGCUAAAAAUAUUGGAAAAUUAUCAGAUGAGAACGCCAACUUUUUUGCAACAAUAUUUGAAUAUUUGGUGCAACACAUGUCUUCCCUGAAACAAGGCACAGAAUUUUAUAAUGAAACCAAACAUGUAUUGGAAAACAUGGUAGAUUUGGCCUUGUUUAACUCGGUCAGUGAUUCUGUUCUUGAUAAUUUUAAAGGAUUUAAGUGUCUCUUUGGGGAAGUGUGUAAUAACCUUUGUUCUCCAAAGAUAGCGUCAACUCCAUUUAUUGUACUGGAGUUAUCUCUAAUAUUUAUCAAGAAAUAUUAUUCCAAAAAUUCUGCAUCACACAUUAGACGGUUUUCUAUUAAACUUUGUUCGAUCGCUGCAACCUACAUAAUGCCAAUAUUUCAUGAAAUUAAUGUAAACUAUGCACAGCUUAUUGAUGAAUAUGUAAAAUAUUUUUCGGGUAAACCGAUUGGUUUGUUCAAACUCAAUGUAGUAUCUUUAGAAAAGGGUUUAGAAGUGAAAAAAUUUAGUAAACUAUUGGUAGAGGAUGUAAAAAGCUACACUCUGCAAUAUUUGUCUCAUGUAAAUAGCCAUAAUAUAGAUCGUAAUCACUGUGAAUUUGGUCACUGUAUUUUUUAUUUAGCCUUAAAAUGGCAUUUUUUUCUAGUAAAUCCGCAAGAAUCUUUCCAAGUCUUGCGAUUUUGUAAAAUGUUUAAAUUUUUGUUUGAGAACACAAAUGACUCCAAACGUACUCUUGAUAAUAUUGUGGAAAAUAUAAAUAUUGUCUCUCUUUUAUCUGGAAAUGUGCAAUUUUAUGGAGAUGAAGAAACGGAAGUUGCGUGGAAAAUACUAGUUUAUCACGUACUAAAUAACUUGUAUGAGUCUAUAUGGAAGCUAAUGAUAGAUGUUCUAUACACUAGUAGUGAAAAUGUCCUUUUAAAGACGGCAAUAACGUUUGUGUCUAGAAUGGUUGAAAAUUAUAGCACAUAUUUGUCUCUACCACUGAUCCAAGACCUAUUAGUUGCUUCAAUGGGUGACUAUAGUAUAAACGUUAGGGAGCAAGCUGUUAAAGUAUAUUUCACGUUCAUGGUAACAAAUCCCUAUAAUUUUAAAAAUUGUAUCAGUGAAAAUGUAAUAAAGAGACUUUUAUUGUGUACAAAAGAUGUUAACUGGCGUAUUAGGUUAUGUUCUACGAACAUUUUGCACAUGUAUCUUUCUCUGGAAACUAGUUUAGAAUCUCUAGAAAUUGUUUCUGCUAUAGCUGAAUAUACUUCAGAUUUUGAAAGGGAACAUCAGUCUGUUAAAAAUGCCUAUGUAAACCUGCUUGCGAGUUCAUUCUUCAUUUUCAACAAUGGUAAUUUUUUGGAUUCAAAUAAUGGGAAAAUGGAUUUGGAAAAGGUUAAAAUUAGCGAAAAAUUUGUAAAAAUUAUUCUUUAUAAAAUGGGAGCAUACAAGGGAAAAGUUAACCCUAUUGUAAUUAUGGUAAAUAACCUAAAAAAAAAUUUCAAGUGCGUGUCAACUCCUCUAGCAUAUUUUUCUGGUGCAAAGAAUGUAUAUUUUCAUACUAAUGGAAAGUCUUUAAAUGAAGGUGUGAAUGCCCUUCCAGAGGCAAAUCUCAAGUCUGUAAUGUCAACAGAUUCUAUAAAUUUAUAUAUUGACGGCAUAAUCGAAAAAUGGCUAAAUGUAUUGCUUGAUUUGUUUCUCUUUAAAAGAUCCCAAGGAUCAACGUAUCAUGAAUUAGCCGAGGUUUUGUGUGUUACAAAACUUGUGGGUGAGGUAAAUCCGAAAUUAUUUGCAACACACCUCAUUUAUUUUUUACCAUAUUUGAGAGUAGAUUCAGCAACAGUACUAGAUUAUAAUAGGAUAAAUAUCAUUAUUCUCGUUGCCAAUCUAGCUUCUAUGGUAUCUGCUAGUAUGAGCAAAGAUGACUGCGAUGAAACCACGUUAAGAGAUAUUGAUUCCAGUGUACAGAAACUGGUAGACUAUGACUCUCCUGCACUAACAAGGGCUAUCAUUCAGUUGCUAGCUUCAAAUGCUAAAGUUAUUUCAUAUGGUUUCAGCGAGCACAUUGAACCUAUUUUUACAACCACAUUUUCUAAUCUGACAAGCAUUAAAAAUAUGUUCGAAAACUCCAAGGAAAAUAUGCACAUAAUUUCCAAUGGAGAAAUAUUAAAGAAUGCAUGGAAACUAGCUUGUAUAUCUGAAUUUGUGGACUUUACAACAUAUCGAUUGAACGGAAUAUCCGAUCUUAGCAGUGGCAUAUUUGAACUUUUCAUAAAUUUGUCACUAUUGUAUCAUGAUUUAAAGCUUUGGAAUAUAUCUGGUAUGUUUGUUCAGUGUGUUGCUAGAUUCACAAUGAACACUGACAAUUUGAAAGCGAUUGACCCUAAAAGAUUGAAGGAUAUGCUUUUGAAAGUCCACAAUUGUUCAUUUACUCACAUUAGUACGAUAAAUUCUGGUAUGAUGCUCCUCUAUCAACUUUUAUCAAACUACCAAACUCUAUCAGGUGACUCUGUAUUCAAGGACCAUGUCGCUGCAUUAUUUACAGCAGCGAACGUAUUUAUUCGUACCUUUUCUUCCAUAAUAUCCCAACUGUGUUCACUCUACAAUGAAUGUUCCUCAACUCCUGAACAUGAAAAAAAUGUUGAGUUUGCCCCUAAGGAGAGUACAAAUGGUAUUGCUGGAUACGAGAAUUUAACAAAACAAUCCGACGUUUAUAUAGCUGGAAAUGACACACACAUGGAUAGAGUGAUGAGCAUGGAAAUCAUAGGAAUGAUUCUGGUAAAUAGGCUAACACACCCGGAGCUACUAUUACCAUUUAUAUUUUUACACAUGAUAUCCGAUGAUUUGAACCUGCAGAGAUUGGCAGAGCACAAUCUCAAGUUGGUGAUUAAGCAAGAUGUUAAUAUAUUUCUGAAUAAGCUCAGUAUGUGCUUCCAGAGCCUAAUGAUUUUAAUUGUGGAAAGCUUUUUCAAGUCGUGCAACUCUCCUGUUCUCGGAGCAUUUGGAGGCUCUACACAUGCGAGAAUGCACGGAUUCGUACGUAUAUACCUGGAAGUUUUGGAAGCAAAGCGAAAGAAUGCCCAGAGGUUUAUCAAGGCUUUAUUGGCACAAACGGUGGUGGUUUUCGAUGAGGGGUUCAAAACAAGAACUAUGAAUCUCAUAAGAGACAAAAGCAACUGGUCACAAGUGAAUGAAACCCUGGACAUUGGCCAAAGAUCCAAUAAGGGCAAAGCCUUGGGGAUAAAAAAGGUCACUAGAGACCUGCUUUGCAAGAUAAAGGACACUGUUGACGGAGAGGAGCGUAACGAAUAUGCCUUUGGAUACUUUUCAUGCCUCUAUAUCAACCUGGUGACUACCAUUCUGGACAAGUUACCUGUGAAGGACAAAAAGGACUCGCAAUUCAUCACUAGCAAUGUCAGAACCUUGGUAGACAACAGCAUCCAAAUCGUGGAUACCAACAAGGACCUCUUAAAGUUCAGGAACCGGCAAUUAGCGCAGCAUAGUAACAAGAUAAAACGCAUCUACAGGUGA
Messenger RNA from Theileria equi strain WA, 4722 nucleotides. RefSeq lists its product as hypothetical. NCBI's taxonomy places the organism in Eukaryota, Apicomplexa, Aconoidasida, Piroplasmida, Theileriidae. The transcript has a single exon. The record is from RefSeq and is a predicted model, not a curated record. Bases 1 to 4722 code for a protein of 1573 amino acids.